AGUUACAUGUGAAACGGCGCCCGUUCGAAAUUCGAACCCCUGACGUAUCCAUCCUUUCGCCGGACGUCGAACAUCGUCCUCUGGCAAAUCUUCUAGCUCGCAGCGGCGACGGUGCGUCAGUGUCGAAUUCGCCAUGAAGUCGGAAGAGAUUUGGAACUCAAUCAAGGACGAACUGCUCGCGCUGAGCGUGCAGGACGUGUACAUGAUCCUGAACGUCGUGUGCCUCCUUGUGUUUGUGUAUUACUUGGCCUGCAUCCUGCUCGGUGUCGCCCCCAAGGAAAAGAAACCCGACCCGACGAUCCUCAAAGCGUACGCAUUCAGCCACUGGUGGCUCUGGACCCUGCUCGGAGUGGCCAACGUGAGCCAGCGCGUGUUUGGCGUCACGAUGUUUGCCAUCCCGGUCGAUAAACUCAAGGAACUCGUCCGAGCAACACCGAAAGAGGCCGAAGAGUUCUUUGGUGACCCCGCUACUACCAUUGAGCUCUUCGACGCCGUCAUCGACGACCUCGCAAAAUCCCCGACGUUGUCCCCUUAUGGUCGUUACAUGGUGACCAAGGACCUGAUGGCGUCGCUGUUGGCCCGGAAGGCGUUCAUGGAGUACGUUGUGGAGCACCCCGACGUUCUCCAAGAAAAGAUCGAAGCGCCCAUUGUCCUUACCGGCUUGCCGCGCACUGGACAGCAUUUGUUGUACAACCUCUUGGCCCUUGACCCGACUCUCCGUGCGCCGCGCCAUUACGAGUCGGAAGCGAUGGCAUACUCCCCCGUGGCCCCUCCCAAAGCUGGUGCUGUCGAUUCGGCGCACAUCUGGCAUAACCGCAGCUACCACGGAUGGCAGAGCACGUACCGGUUGACGCCGGAAUUGUACGAGUCCCUCGUGGCGGUUCAAUACAUGGACCCCAUUAGCUUCUGCGACGACAGCGUCAUCGGCCAGCAUGUCAUGCCGUCUCCGUUUUAUGCAGCGGUCCUUGGGGAUGCCGCGCGGCGACGGCUUCUCGCGCUGCCCAACUCGUCCAACGUGUACGGGUACCUUCGCCGGUACUUGCAAAUGCUGCAAACAAACCAAAACUCGACAUCGUCGGACGAAGCGACCGUGGAAAAAGCUGUCGAUACCCCCUCGGACAAAGAUGUUUUGAAGGAUGUAGCCAACGAACCGGCCAACCCGUCGACGACGCCGUCGACCUCGAUUGAAACGUCAUGGCUGCUCAAGGCGCCAUUUCACGCUUCGCACCUUCCUCAGUUGCGGGUCGCGUUCCCGGAUGCCCGCGUGGUGGUCCUGCACCGCCCGAUGACCGAAGUCGUGCCGUCGAGUGCCACGCAUUUGCUGCGUGCCAUGCACCCUGCGUUGAAAGGCAAAGCACUGGACAAGAAGCACGUGGGCCGCGUCGCGCUGGACCUGUGCAGCGAAAAGGCAGCAGCCUUGCACGAUGCCCGAUCGUCCAAGUCCAUGGAUGUUAUCGAUGUCACGUACGAAGAACUCGUGGCGGACCCGAUUCAAGUCGUCAAGUCGUUGUACGCCAAGUGGAACAAGGACGUCACGGACGAGUUUGUGGAGAAAAUGCAAGCGUACUUGUCGGACAAACCCAAGGGCAAGUACGGAGAGCUCAAGUAUUCGCUCGAAGAGUUUGGCCUCACCCCUCUCUUCGUCGACUCGAUCUUUGCCAAAUACACGACCAACGGCCCCGAUUACCGCGGCCACACGGAUCUCCCUGAAGCGCCAAGCUCCCCCUUGAUUCAAACUGCUUAGAUCUCGUGGAUGUCGUACCAGCGACACUCAAUAAAACAUCCUGCCGUGUAUUGCAAGU
Aphanomyces invadans is the source of this 1802-nucleotide messenger RNA. RefSeq lists its product as hypothetical. Lineage: Eukaryota; Oomycota; Saprolegniomycetes; Saprolegniales; Verrucalvaceae. The record is from RefSeq and is a predicted model, not a curated record. Bases 134 to 1744 code for a protein of 536 amino acids. The transcript has 4 exons.